UGCGGUGAUCAUUUUUAUCAUUUGUCGAAGUCGGCUCAAAGCGAACGCACAUACCUCAUCCGCCAUGUCGACCCCAGUUGGAAGUGGAAACACAAAUGACAGCCAGACGAUGAGGCCGCCUGGUGAAAUGUUUACCCUGGAAAAUCCCGUCUUCUGCUGCUACCUUUUUUGGGCCACGGUGCUGGUGGUGAAGAUGCUGCUCAUGUCGCUCCUGACGGCCAUACAGCGUUUCCGGUAUAAGCUGCUGGUACUCGUACCGCUGGCACUGCGACGCAAGAUAUUUCCCAACCAGGAGGAUCUGUUCUUCAAGAAUCUCGAAGUGCAAUUUAAUGAUCCGCAUGUGGAGCGCGUUAGAAGAGCGCAUCGUAAUGACAUGGAGAACAUUCUGCCGUACUUUAUCAUGUCCUUGAUCUACAUUAGUACCAAUCCGAGUGUCGGAGUCGCCUGUAAUCUGUUUCGAGUGGCCUCCGUGGCCAGGAUUAUCCACACCCUGGUCUACGCCGUUUAUCCGGUUCCGCAGCCGUCGAGAAUCUUAGCCUUCGGUACUAUGCUAUUGAUUACCUUCUACAUGGCCGCCGUAGUCGCUUUGCGCACCCUAAGCUUUAUCUAAAUAAACUCUAGUCCCUAUUGGCUUAACCCGUAAA
Drosophila elegans is the source of this 644-nucleotide messenger RNA. Its product is annotated as microsomal glutathione S-transferase 1. Lineage: Eukaryota; Metazoa; Arthropoda; Insecta; Diptera; Drosophilidae. The transcript has 4 exons. The coding region runs from base 65 to 610 and encodes 181 amino acids. Gene Ontology annotation, cellular component: membrane. The record is from RefSeq and is a predicted model, not a curated record.